AUGUUGCGAUGUUGGAGGACUUUUCCAUUUACUUGCAAUGCCAACGGUUUAUCUUCUAGAAUGGCGUCCCGACUGCUUCAGAGACGCGGUGUUUCACUGGUUGGGCCGGCGAAGAGCACCUUCUUUGCGCUUUACAACGCCCAGAAGCAGGGCAUGUGUGUGAGUGCCUGCCGUUGCCCCGGCCGUGCGUUCUCUAGCACUCCGAACAUACCAGAACAAAAAAACACGGGCGAUUACCUUGCCGGCUUCCGUGAGGGUCAGACAUACAAGGGGAAGGGGGAAAAGGGGGGAAAGGGGGAAAAAAAGAG
This is a messenger RNA of Trypanosoma cruzi, 308 nucleotides long. RefSeq names its product rhomboid-like protein. Lineage: Eukaryota; Euglenozoa; Kinetoplastea; Trypanosomatida; Trypanosomatidae. The record is from RefSeq and is a predicted model, not a curated record. The annotation marks the transcript as partial. The transcript has a single exon.